Messenger RNA from Papaver somniferum (opium poppy), 813 nucleotides. RefSeq lists its product as uncharacterized. The transcript has a single exon. Lineage: Eukaryota; Viridiplantae; Streptophyta; Magnoliopsida; Ranunculales; Papaveraceae. Bases 1 to 813 code for a protein of 270 amino acids. The record is from RefSeq and is a predicted model, not a curated record.
AUGAGGGAAAACCAUGAUUUGAAUCCAGUCAACACUGUUAAUUCAGCAGUUUCUUAUGCGGAUAAAGUUAAGGGUACCAAAACCCUAACUUUUUCUGAACGGAUUAUGAAUAAUAAGUCGCAUGUUAUUACUUCUGUGGAUUUGAAUUCUCUUCCAAAUCCUACAACAAAAGAUGGAAAGCCGGCUGUUGAAAUACCUCAAGAUUUAUUCGUUGAGGGUUAUGAGAUUUGGCGUUUCAGCUUUAUUGGUCGUAUUGAAUUCAAGGGUUAUGAUUUUAACUAUGUUAAAGACUCCCUUGAACAACAAUGGAAACUAGGGCAAGGACGUGUUCAAUUUGUUCAUUUGAACCGUGGGUUUUUCAUUAUCAAGCUUUUGUCUCAAGAAUAUAAAGAUAGGGUUUUCUAUGAAGAUGGUUGGAUGGUUGAUAAUCAUCAACUUCGACUCAUUGAAUGGUACCCUGGUUUUGACGCUGAAAAACAAUCUACUUCUCGUGCAACAGUUUGGGCUAGAUUUCCUGGGUUUCCAAUAGAGUUGUGGGUUGAGAAGUCAUUGCUUGCUAUGGGUAAAUCCCUGGGAAAUCCAAUUGUGGUAGAUUCAAAAACUCUAAAUCAUGAAUAUGGCCACUUUGCAGCUGUUCUCACAGAUAUUGAUUUUUCUGAACAUGAAGCUACUGAUGCUAUUCAUGUUACGGCUGGUGGUAGAGAUUUAUGGCAGGUUAUUGACAUUCCAAAACAUCCAAAGUUCUGUUCACAGUGUAAAAUCAUUGGUCAUAUGGAUGUGGAUUGCAGGAAAAAGAAGCGUGCUAAACAAUAG